AUGCCGAGAAGAGAAAGUGAAGAAAAGACUGUCGGAACCGAUCGGAGGACCACAACUUUGACAAGCUGGCAUCUUUUAGUCACCUUUUGUUCCCUUCAUGUGGCUUUAAAGAUGAAAUUCUUUGAACACAAGCCUCUUGAUCAGAAGACGGUUACGGGGUUUGGCAUUCUGAAUGGGAUCUCAAUUGGACUGUUAAAUCUGAGCCUGGGGUUCAAUUCUGUUGGCUUUUAUCAGAUGACUAAGCUGGCAAUCAUCCCUUGUACUGUACUAUUGGAGACCCUUUUCCUUGCAAAGAGAUUCAGUAGGAGCAUUCAGAUUGCCCUCCUUGUCCUCCUCCUCGGUGUUGGGAUUGCAACAGUUACUGAUGUUCAACUUAAUGCUCUAGGAAGUGUCUUGUCUCUACUUGCAGUUAUUACAACAUGCGUUGCUCAAAUUAUGACGAAUACCAUCCAGAAGAAGCAUAAGGUUUCUUCAACACAACUUUUGUAUCAAUCAUGUCCGUAUCAAUCAGGAACUUUAUUAAUCUCUGGCCCAUUUCUGGAUUGGUUUUUGACCAAUCAAAAUGUAUUUGCUUUCAAGUACACUACUCAAGUUCUGGCUUUCAUCAUUAUAUCCUGCCUGAUCUCCGUCUCAGUAAAUUUUAGCACAUUUCUUGUGAUUGGAAAGACAUCUCCCGUCACCUAUCAGGUUCUUGGACAUCUGAAGACAUGCCUUGUGCUGGCGUUUGGUUACAUUCUGCUUCAUGAUCCAUUUGACUGGAGGAACAUCCUAGGAAUAUUGGUUGCACUUUUUGGGAUGGUUUUAUAUUCUUAUUUUUGCACUCGCGAGAGUCAAAAGAAGGUUUCUGAAGAAUCAACGCAGCCAUUGCAGGCUGUGGAAGGCGAAUCGGAUCCUCUAAUGGGUGUGGAAAAUGGAAGUGGGGGGGUGGAUACUGAUGAUGUUGCUCAAAAGGCCCCUGUAUGGAAGUCAAACAAAGAUUUGCAUGCGUGA
Molecule: messenger RNA, 990 nt
Organism: Prunus armeniaca (apricot)
Lineage: Eukaryota; Viridiplantae; Streptophyta; Magnoliopsida; Rosales; Rosaceae
Source: the annotation of a GenBank genome assembly